AUGGGCAUGAGAGACCCCCUCCUCGAGGCCAUGGCUGAAGUGAAGGUCAACGGUAAUCAACUGCGCAAACAAGCAGUCAAGGCUGAAGCUUCCGCCCGUUCACAAGAAGACAAAGCUAUCAAGGCCAUGAAGAAGGGCCAGUUCCAGAUUUCUCGCAUACACGCCAGCUCUGCCAUCCGCGAGAAACGUCGAUCCGUUACCCUCCUUUCAAAAUCCGCAGAGGCAGACGUUAUAUACAGUGACUUAUCGGCCGCCAAAAGCACCCGAGACUCCACACGCUCGCUCAUGAAGGCAUCCAAGGCACUUGACUCUGCGUCAAGAAGCAUAAAUCUCGAACGCACCCUUGCUGUUGCUAACCAGUUUGUCUCCCGGUCGGAAGACUUUAAACUUGCCGGUUCUGCUUUGGAGGGGGUGUCGAAGGAUGUCCAGAUGCAGGAAUACGGGGCCGAGGGCGAUGAAGAUGUUGAUCGCCUCAUGGAGCGGCUGGCAGAUAGCGCCGGCGUUGACCUGCGCCAGGGGCUAGAGGAGCAUGCUGCACCGCGCGAGGAACUCUCUGCGACUACCAGCAAGCAGAAAGAGGCAGAGUUCGAGGACGGGCUGGCGGGCAGACUGAGGGCGUUGAGGGGAUAA
Microsporum canis CBS 113480 is the source of this 630-nucleotide messenger RNA. Its product is annotated as Chmp1-PA. Gene Ontology annotation, biological process: protein transport; late endosome to vacuole transport; endosome transport via multivesicular body sorting pathway. The transcript is spliced from 2 exons. The record is from RefSeq and is a predicted model, not a curated record. The coding region runs from base 1 to 630 and encodes 209 amino acids. NCBI's taxonomy places the organism in Eukaryota, Fungi, Ascomycota, Eurotiomycetes, Onygenales, Arthrodermataceae. Gene Ontology annotation, cellular component: multivesicular body; ESCRT III complex.